AUGACUCGUCCUUCAAAACAAGCCCGCCACUUAAAAAAAGCACGAGAAAUAGAAGCUCAAAAGUUAAAUGCAAAGAAAGAUGACAAGAAAAGAAAAGUCAAUGAGAUUAUAGAUGAAAUGGAUGAAUCAAAACUUGAUAAUACUUUAAAUUUAAUAACAAAUCUAAUGGAAUCAAGCAAAGAAAGAAUUAAUUUAAUUUCUUCAGUUCAACAAUUAUCUGAAGAAGAGAUUCCAGCCGCAGAUCAUCUCAUCAAAACCAUGUGUGGACCAAAUGAAUCCAAACUUAUUUCUCCUUACCUUCAAAAUAAGGCAUAUGAAUAA
Molecule: messenger RNA, 321 nt
Organism: Rhizophagus irregularis DAOM 181602=DAOM 197198
Lineage: Eukaryota; Fungi; Glomeromycota; Glomeromycetes; Glomerales; Glomeraceae
Source: RefSeq, a predicted model, not a curated record